Molecule: messenger RNA, 2108 nt
Organism: Polyodon spathula (Mississippi paddlefish)
Lineage: Eukaryota; Metazoa; Chordata; Actinopteri; Acipenseriformes; Polyodontidae
Product: UTP--glucose-1-phosphate uridylyltransferase
Exons: 10
Coding region: 364-1755 (463 amino acids)
Biological process (GO): glycogen metabolic process; UDP-alpha-D-glucose metabolic process
Cellular component (GO): cytoplasm
Molecular function (GO): UTP:glucose-1-phosphate uridylyltransferase activity
Source: RefSeq, a predicted model, not a curated record
UUUUAGGGGUUGGCCUAGACUUUUCUACGUAUGAUCUGGGUUUGUGUAAAUUUCAAUUGGUUGUUUUGUUAAUGUGAAUGGGAGGAGGGAAGAUGAGUCUCUAUUAAAACGAUUUGUAUGUUACGAAAAUUAGUCAAAUACUUUAGUUUCGUUGAUCAGUGGUGUUUGUUUAGGGGGCUUCAGCUUCCGGAUGUCACCAGGGGCUGGCUGAUUGCGACAUUUUAUUCAAGUUAGGGGUAUUUGUGGAUUUUAGAAAGGCAGUGACCAACGGUGGGAUGGCACAGUUUCAAGAAGUAAUCCGGCAGGAGCUCGAGAACUCGAUGAAGCAGGACCUGGAAAGGUUACAGGCAACUGCGAGUAAGGAUGAGGCCGAGAUCUACCAGAAAGGAUUUUGAGGGGUUUAUGAAGCUAUUCCAUAGAUUUCUACAAGAGAAGGGUCCUUCAGUGGACUGGGGGAAGAUUCAGAGACCACCAGAGGAUUCUAUCCAGCCUUACGAAAAGAUCAAGUCCAAAGGUUUGCCAGACAACGUGGCGUCAGUCUUGAACAAGCUGGUCGUGGUGAAGCUGAAUGGUGGCCUUGGCACAAGCAUGGGCUGCAAGGGCCCGAAGAGUCUCAUCAGCGUCCGCAAUGAAAACACUUUCCUGGAUCUGACAGUUCAGCAGAUUGAGCACUUAAACAAAACCUACAACACAGAUGUUCCCCUUGUCUUAAUGAACUCUUUCAAUACUGACGAGGACACUAACAAGAUCUUGCAGAAAUACACACACUGUCGUGUGAAAAUCCACACCUUCAACCAAAGCAGAUAUCCAAGGAUUAACAAGGAAUCUUUGCUCCCAAUAGCCAAGGAUAUGUCGAAAAUGGGGGACAAUGCAGAGACAUGGUACCCACCUGGCCACGGGGAUAUCUAUGGAAGCUUCUAUAACUCUGGCCUGUUGGAUAAACUCAUAGCUGAGGGGAAGGAGUAUAUAUUCGUCUCAAACAUUGAUAAUCUUGGGGCGACCGUUGAUCUCUAUAUCCUCAAUCACCUCAUGAGCCAGCCCAAUGGAAAACGCUGUGAGUUUGUCAUGGAGGUCACUGACAAGACAAGAGCAGACGUGAAGGGUGGUACUCUCACACAGUACGGAGGCAAGCUGAGGUUGCUGGAGAUCGCUCAGGUUCCAAAGGCUCAUGUGGACGAGUUCAAGUCAGUGAGCAAAUUCAAGAUCUUCAACACCAACAACUUGUGGAUUUCACUGGCUGCAAUCAAGAGGCUGCAGGAGCAGAACGCCAUGGACAUGGAGAUCAUUGUCAACCCGAAGACUCUGAAUGGUGGAUUGAAUGUAAUCCAGCUGGAAACUGCUGUGGGUGCUGCAAUUAAAAGCUUUGACAAUGCGUUGGGCAUCAAUGUCCCACGAAGCCGUUUCCUGCCUGUGAAAACCACCUCUGACCUGCUGCUGGUGAUGUCCAACCUAUACAGCCUAAACGCAGGCUCCCUCACCAUGAGCGAGAAGAGAGAGUUCCCCACUGUACCCCUCACGAAACUGGGCAGCUCUUUUACAAAGGUUCAGGACUUUUUGAUGAGAUUCGAAAGCAUACCGGACAUGCUUGAACUGGACCACCUUACGGUUUCAGGAGACGUUACCUUUGGAAAGAAUGUUUGUUUAAAGGGAACUGUUAUUAUUAUUGCAAAUCAUGGUGACAGAAUCGACAUACCUGCCGGAGCAGUGCUGGAGAACAAGAUUGUAUCGGGCAAUCUUCGCAUCCUCGACCACUGAAAGAACAUGCUUGUACCUAAUUAUAGAAUACUUUAUUUUUAAGAAUUUAUCAUUGGCUGUUACAGGAUAAUGUAGACACAUUUAUUUCACUCACUAAAUGUAAUAAAUGUUCACCUAUAUUUGCAUUAUGUGCAUUUCAUGCACAGUCAUGUAGAACUCAGUAUUUUCCAUUGUUGCUAUCCAGUAUUGCUUUAAGAUUUAUUAGGUUGUAAAUAACUUAAGUAAUGUGUAGUUGUCUGCAACUAAAUGUUGUAAAGCAAUAAUUCUGUUUUGACAUGGUUCCAGCUGAAAAGUCUGAGCCAAAGCUGUAUCGAGCUCAUUUCUGAACUGUAAUAAACAAUGCAGUAUAAACA